Molecule: messenger RNA, 881 nt
Organism: Elaeis guineensis (African oil palm)
Lineage: Eukaryota; Viridiplantae; Streptophyta; Magnoliopsida; Arecales; Arecaceae
Source: RefSeq, a predicted model, not a curated record
CCCACAGAUAAUGACAGGAGAGCUCACCCGAGGAAACCCCAGGAAGAGAGAGAAGCAAGCGAAGGUAUCUCCUAUGGAUCGGAAGCCUCCGCUAGCAGUGUCGCCACGGCGUCUUCGUCCUCGCCGGCCACCACCGCGCUCCACUCCCUCUGUUCAAACUCCACCAGCAACUUUCAAAAGUGCCCGAUACUCCUCCAUGAAAUCACCAAUCCAGCCUGUCUACCAGAUGAUUUCAUUGGAGUUGAUGGCGCUGGCUGAAAGGGCCAAGGAAGAGUUUGGAUCCAAUGAUGAUCUGGGUAGUACGUUUUCUUCUUCCAUAACUUGCAGUAGUAGUCCCAUGUUUGAAAGAGGGAGGUUCUAUGAACUUUACUCGGCUCGAAGGAAUGAGAAGCUUAAGAGAAAGAAAGAGGAGAUUGAAGAGGAUAUGAUUGCUCAAGACCCAGGCAUUGCCAUUGAACUCGCAAAAAGGAGGAGUUCAAAGAAGGUUGAUAGCAUGCGGAAAUCAGUACCGGCCGACUUCUCGUCGAGCCGUGUUUUGAGAUCUUCUGUGAGGAGCAGCAAGGAGAUGAGGAAGCCUUCUGCCUUGACAUCUCCUGACAAGCCUGCUGCUACUGGGAAGAGGAUCGGAACUCGGUCGAUGCGAAAGUUGUGAAUUAAAAGAAAGAGGAUCUGUCUCUCCUCCUUGGCCUAUUGCGUUGUGAUCUCUUGCUGCAGCAAAUUUUCUUAUUGCUCACAGUUUCGUUGUGCUUCAUUUAUAGAUGCUGCUAUCUCAUACUGAGAUAUGGUUUGUUGAAUUGACCUUUUUAUUUUUCCUCCUCUUUCCUCUAGUUUAAAGAAAGAGGAAACUAUAACCAUAUUAAAGUUUUCUAGUUCUCAUCAAA